GCAAAGUGCCAGAGCUCAGGUCACCCAAGACCAGAAACAGAAGCAGAAGUCGGGGCCGCAGACCCCCAACGUGGAGAGCUGGGCCCAGGCCGGGCCUACAGCACCUACAAGCAGGUGGAGGGCGAGAAGGAGAGGUCACUGGAGGAAGAAGAGGGAGAGCCCCCGGCCCCGCCGGGCUUCAUGGAGCUGAGGAUGCCGCAGUCGCGGAGGAGGGGGUCGGGGGGUUCUGGGGAGCAGAGCCUGAACGCCCUCGUCGGGCCCGGGCCCAGGGCCCCGCGCAAGACGGCCACUUACCUCAUCCUCGUCUCCCUCCUCAUCUUCACCGUGGCUUUCCUCCUGGGCUAUAUCGUUUUCCGGGGCUCCUGCCAGUCCUGCGGGGACUACGUGACCGUGGUGGGCGAUGAUUCGGGGUACGAGGCCGGCCCGGACGCGGCCCGCUCCCCCCUCUACUGGGCCGACCUGCAGGAGAUGUUCCACAAGUACCUGGACGAGGGCCAGCUGGAGGCCUCCAUCAGGUCCACCAGCUCCCGGGAGCGCACCUCGGGCUCCGCCGGGAUGACCGCUCUGUCUCACCAAAUCCGGAACACGUUCUCCCAGAGGAAGCUGGACCACGUCUGGAUGGAUACCCAUUACGUGGGGCUGCAGUUCCCGGACCGGCUCCAGCCCAAUUCCCUCUACUGGGUGGACAAGGCCGGAGAAGUAACAGACCAGCUGACUCUGGAAGAUCCCGACGUCUACUGUCCCUACAGCGCCAACGGAAACGCCACGGGGAGUCUUGUGUAUGCUAACUACGGGCGGCAGGAGGACCUGGAGGCUUUGAGGAGGAGGGGAGUGAACCCCGCCGGACAUCUGGUCCUCGUCCGGGUCGGAGAGAACAGCUUCGCGGAGAAGGUGGCCAAUGCCCAGGCCUUUGGGGCCCGGGGAGUCCUGAUCUACCCCGACCCCGCGGACAUCUUGCAGGACCCCCGCAAACUGGGGCUUUCCAGCCACACGGCCGUCUACGGACAUGUUCACCUGGGCACGGGGGACCCCUACACCCCUGGUUUUCCUUCCUUCAACCAAACCCAGUUCCCGCCCGUAGAGUCAUCGGGGCUUCCGGGCAUUGUGGCCCAACCCAUCAGUGCCAACGUGGCCAGCAGACUGCUGAAGAGGCUGUCCGGCCCCAAGGCCCCCCGGGAGUGGAAGGGGCGCCUCUCCGGGACCCCGUAUAGCCUGGGCCCAACUCUGACCACCACGGGGGCCCAGCUCCGCCUGGUCGUCAACAACCGCCGCACGUCCACCCCCAUCAACAACAUCUUCGGCUGCAUCGAGGGGCGUUCGGAGCCCGAUCACUACGUGGUCAUCGGGGCCCAGAGGGACGCCUGGGGCCCGGGGGCCGCCAAGUCCGCCGUGGGGACGGCUAUUUUGCUGGAACUGGUGCGGACUUUCUCGGCCAUGGUGAGCAACGGCUUUCAGCCUCGCCGGAGUCUGCUGUUCGUCAGCUGGGACGCCGGAGACUUUGGCAGCGUCGGUUCCACGGAAUGGCUGGAGGGCUACCUCACUGUGCUGCACCUCAAAGCCGCCGUCUACGUGAGCCUGGAUAAUGCUGUCCUAGGAGAUGACCAAUUCUACGCCAAGACCAGCCCUCUCCUCGUCAGCCUCAUUGAGAGUGUCCUCAAGCAGGUGGACUCCCCCAACCGGAGCGGCCAGACCCUCUAUGAGCAGGUGGUGUUUCCUGAUCGCAAGUGGGAGGCAGAGGUGAUCCGGCCCCUGGCCAUGGACAGCAGCGCUUACUCCUUCACCGCCUUUGGUGGCGUCCCCGCUGUGGAGUUCUCCUUCACUGAGGCCGGCCAAGCGUACCCGUUCCUGAACACCAAGGAGGACACGUACGACAACCUGAACGGGGCACUGUUUGGGCGCCUGCCGGCCGUGGCCCGGGCCGUGGCGGCGGUGGUGGGUCACCUGCUGAUCCGCCUCAGCCACGACCACCUGCUGCCCCUCGACUUCGGCUGCUACGGCGACGUGGUCCUGCAGCACAUCGGCAGGCUCAACGAGUUCUCCGGCGAGCUCAAGGCCCGAGGCCUCACCCUUCAGUGGAUGUACUCGGCCCGUGGCGACUACAACCGCGCGGCGGAGAAACUGAGGAAGGAGAUCUACAGCUCCGAGGAGAGCAACGAGAGACUCAUGCGUUCCUACAACGUCCGCAUCAUGCGGGUGGAGUUUUAUUUCCUGUCCCAGUACGUCUCGCCUGCCGUGUUCCCCUUCCGGCACAUCGUCCUGGGCCGGGGGGAUCACACCCUGGGCGCCCUGCUGGACCACCUGCGGCUGCUGCGCCAGGACCCGGCGCCCACCCAAGGAGGGGGACCCCCGCCCGGCCCCGGCUUCCAGGAGGGACGUUUCCGCCGCCAGCUGGCCUUGCUCACCUGGACCCUGCAGGGAGCGGCCAAUGCCCUCAGCGGGGACGUCUGGAACAUCGACAACAACUUCUGAGCGGGGCGGUCAUCCUCCCUCCUCCUCUUCUCCCUAGAGGAGGA
This is a messenger RNA of Tachyglossus aculeatus (Australian echidna), 2513 nucleotides long. It is a transcript of the gene TFR2, whose product is annotated as transferrin receptor 2. Gene Ontology annotation, biological process: endocytic iron import into cell; transferrin transport. Gene Ontology annotation, cellular component: external side of plasma membrane. The record is from RefSeq and is a predicted model, not a curated record. The transcript has 18 exons. The coding region runs from base 181 to 2469 and encodes 762 amino acids. Gene Ontology annotation, molecular function: transferrin receptor activity. NCBI's taxonomy places the organism in Eukaryota, Metazoa, Chordata, Mammalia, Monotremata, Tachyglossidae.